Messenger RNA from Neohortaea acidophila, 1947 nucleotides. RefSeq names its product dihydroxy-acid/6-phosphogluconate dehydratase. The coding region runs from base 130 to 1947 and encodes 605 amino acids. NCBI's taxonomy places the organism in Eukaryota, Fungi, Ascomycota, Dothideomycetes, Mycosphaerellales, Teratosphaeriaceae. Gene Ontology annotation, molecular function: hydro-lyase activity. The transcript is spliced from 4 exons. The record is from RefSeq and is a predicted model, not a curated record.
GGGAAAAGCGGUGAUGCCUCAGGCCGCAAUGGUGGUGUCCGACACCUCCAACCUUGAGGUAUUACACCCAAGCCUACCAUCCCAUCAUCAAUCUCUCCUCGUAUCUACGGAUACUUCGUCACAUCAAGCAUGGAGAAUGGUCAUUCGUCGCUGCGCGAUUACGACCUGUCCGUUCCCCUUGAAUCCCGAACCGGUCUCCGGCAGGGCCUAGCAAGCUAUGGCGAUGACAAGUUCUCCCUCUUCCUCCGUAAAGCCUUCAUCAAAGCUGCCGGCCUCAGCGAUGACUCUCUUUCCCGGCCCAUCAUCGGCAUCACCAACACCCACUCGGGCUUCAAUCCAUGCCAUGCAAAUGUGCCGCAACUCAUCGAGGCUCUCAAGCGCGGCAUCCAUUUGCACGGCGGCCUGGCCAUCGAAUUUCCUACCGUUAGUAUCCACGAAAGCUUCUCCAGCCCAACGAGCAUGUACCUUCGGAACUUGAUGGCGAUGGACACCGAGGAGAUGAUCCAGGCGCAACCCAUGGACGCCUGCAUUUUGAUCGGCGGCUGUGACAAGACGGUUCCCGCCCAGCUCAUGGGGUCCAUUUCGUCCAACAAGCCCAUCGUUCCCAUCGUAACUGGCCCGAUGAUGCCAGGAUCGCAUCGCGGUGUCCGCUUAGGCGCCUGCACGGAUUGUCGUUCGAACUGGGCAGCGUAUCGUGCGGGCGAGAUUGACAUCGAAGACAUCUCGUCGCUAAAUGCCGAGUUGGUUCCGACUGGGGGAACAUGUGGUGUGAUGUUACGUACUUGCUUCACAAUGGCAUGCAUCACAGUUGCACUGGGGUUGAUGCCUUUCAACAGCGCCACCGCUCCUGCGGUGUCUUCGGCGCGUCUUCGGGUGGCUGAAGAGACCGGCGCUCGGGCAGUAGAGGUGGCCAUGUCGCAACGCCGACCGCAAACGAUACUGACUCGGGAAUCCUUCUUGAAUGGCAUUACCGUUCUGCAGGCUAUGGGCGGGUCAACUAACGCUGUGGUGCAUCUCCUCGCAAUCAUCAAUCGACACCCGGCCGUCGCCGGCUCGAUCACGCUGGAUACAUUCGAUGAGAUUGGAAGAAACACACCCUUGCUCGUGGACUUGAAACCCAGCGGCGACAAUUACAUGACCGAUUUUCAUAAUGCAGGCGGUAUGCGAGCUCUUCUGGAGGCUUUGCGACCAUUGCUGUAUCUGAAUGCCAUGACAAUCUCCGGGAAGACGCUCGGCGAAGAGCUGGACGCACAGCCAUUCAAGGGCUUCCCUUACUCUUACGAGAUUGUCCGGCCUCUAUCCGACCCACUCCACCCAAACUCCUCCUUAGUGGUGGUGCGCGGGAACCUCGCGCCCCAGGGGGCUGUGAUCAAAGCCUCGGCGUGCAAGGAACGCCGCCUGUUGUCUCACUCUGGUCCCGCCGUCGUGUUUGCAAACACUGCCGAUCUUGCUGAGAGAAUCGAUGAUCCGGCUUUGCAGGUGUCAAAGGACUCUGUUCUCGUCCUGCAGAGUAUUGGGCCUAUUGGUCAUCCGGGGAUGCCAGAGGCGGGAAUGCUUCCGAUCCCACAAAAGUUGUCGAAAGAGGGGGUGAAGGACAUGGUAAGGAUCUCCGACGGCCGAAUGAGUGGUAGUGCCGGAGGGACCAUUGUCCUCCAUGUCUCCCCGGAAUCAGCCAUGAUAGACUCGCCACUGGGCAUUGUCCGGGACGGAGAUAUGAUCCGACUUGAUGUUGAAAAGCGAUUGCUGGAAGUUGCGCUGUCUGGAGAAGAGAUCCAGAGAAGGAUUCGAGAGCGCGAGACUAAUCUCGACGAGCGGUCUCGCCAACUUGGCAAGCGAGUAAUGACCAAGAAGCGUGGGUACCGGGGCCUAUAUGAGAGCCGAGUGAAUCAGGCCGAGCUCGGGGCGGACUUUGAUUUUCUCACUGCAGACGGCGCCGAGGUAUUGUAG